This is a messenger RNA of Hipposideros armiger (great roundleaf bat), 2620 nucleotides long. RefSeq names its product methyltransferase 8, tRNA N3-cytidine (gene METTL8). The record is from RefSeq and is a predicted model, not a curated record. Gene Ontology annotation, molecular function: tRNA (cytidine-N3)-methyltransferase activity. The coding region runs from base 263 to 1486 and encodes 407 amino acids. Lineage: Eukaryota; Metazoa; Chordata; Mammalia; Chiroptera; Hipposideridae. The transcript has 11 exons.
GCGUCCGGGAGAACUGUGGGGGCGCUGUUCCCUCUCUGUGCGCGCCUUGCACUCAGGGAGCUGUCCCUUGCUGCCCGUGUACCCCCACGCCUCUCAGCCCCGGACUUUCUGGGAGGCCCUGACCCGGCGCCGAGAGAGGCGCUGUGUCGAGGGCGACCCCCACACACCAAAAGCAGUGCCCUGUGCUAAAGGACUUGAGAGGAAGAGCCAUCAUAGGAUGGGGAGCUGAAAGUGAAAAACUAUAAGCAAAGCACUCAUUAGGAUGAAUGGGAUUUGGAGAAAUUCUAUUUCCUGUCUAAGGAUAGGAAAGGUGCCACAAAGAUGCCAAAGUAGUGAUCCCCCAGUGGCCCCUCUGGGAUCAAGGAUUUUAACUGACCCAGCCAAAGUUUUUGAGCACAACAUGUGGGAUCACAUGCAAUGGUCAAAAGAAGAAGAAGCAGCAGCCAGAAAAAAAGUAGAGGAAAACUCAGCUGUGCGAGUCCUUCUGGAAGAGCAGGUUAAGUAUGAGAGUGAAGCAAGUAAAUAUUGGGACACAUUUUACAAGAUUCACAAGAAUAAGUUUUUCAAGGAUCGUAAAUGGCUGUUGAGGGAAUUUCCGGAGAUUCUUCCAGUUGAUCAAAAAACUGAAAAGAAGGCAAAAGAAUUAUCAUGGGAUCAUAUAAAAACUAAUGCUGCAAAUUGUUUCUCAAGAAUGCACUGCCCUACCAUACCUGAUGAAGAAAACCAUGAUAAGAAAAGUUCUGGCUCGUCAGAUGGUCAAAGCAAAGCAGGAUCUAAUUUUUCUACCCUAGACUGUACAGAACACAGAAAAGGACCUCUCAAGACUGAGCCGUUUCCUGGUAGCAAUGCCACUUUCAGAAUUCUAGAGGUUGGCUGUGGUGCUGGAAAUAGUGUUUUUCCAAUUCUGGAAACUUUGCAGAAUGCUCCAGAGUCCUUUCUUUAUUGUUGUGAUUUUUCUUCUGGAGCGGUGGAGCUAGUAAAGUCGCACCCAGCCUACAGAGCAGCCCAGUGUUGUGCCUUUGUUCAUGAUGUCUGUGAUGACGGCUUCCCCUACCCUUUUCCAGAUGGGAUCCUGGAUGUCAUUCUCCUGGUCUUUGUGCUGUCUUCUAUUCAUCCUGACAGGAUGCAAGGUGUUGUAAACCGACUGUCCAAGUUGCUGAAACCUGGGGGAAUGCUGUUAUUUCGGGACUAUGGAAGAUAUGAUAAGACUCAGCUUCGUUUUAAAAUGGGGCAUUGUUUAUCUGAAAAUUUUUAUGUUCGAGGAGAUGGUACCAGAGCGUAUUUCUUUACAAAAGGGGAAGUCCACAAUAUGUUCUGCAAGGCUGGGUUAGAUGAGAAGCAAAAUCUGGUUGAUCGUCGCUUACAAGUUAAUAGGAAAAAACAAGUGAAAAUGCACCGAGUGUGGGUUCAAGGCAAAUUCCAGAAACCAUUACACUUGACUCAAAAAAGCUCUGAAUUGAUGUUUUCACUCCUUUCUCAUAGCUGAACUGUGUACCAUGUUAAGGGACAAACCAAAGGACCACACUAUUCAAAGACUUCUAUAAAGCUUUCAUUUUUAAAAAGAAAGUCAGAAAAAAAGAAGAGAAUUUAUAUAUUAUGUUGUUUAUCAUAGGUGAGCUCCUUUGUGUAUUUUAAGCACAUGUAAGUGAUUUUAAGCACAUGUAAGUGAUUUGAACGAGUGUACCAUAUUCUGUGUUUUCAAAACUUAAUAUGAUCACUCUUGUUAGGGUUUAUACUACAUCUAACCAUUUUAUUUGUUCUUUGAAUUUUAUAGAUAUUCAAUUAAAUUACUGAUACAAAUCAGAUGAUUCUGAGAAAUAAUAACCUGCUAUCUUUUAGAAGUGGGGAAGAUCAUCUACUCUACUUAUAUAUUAGUCAAACACAAUUUAAUUCCCCUCCAGUGUUAUCUGGUAGCAGAGAGGCGCUUGCCUUGUUUGCAGGGAAAAUCACAAGCCUAAGACAAAAGUAUAUUGCUUUUUGUUUUGUUGUCUGUUUUCCCCAACACUUCUUUUUUUUUAAUUCAGAGACUAAUGACUGAAAUAGAAUUUUAGUUUUUCUUUCCUUUUCUAAAAUUGGGGAAGUAUAACCCAUGUAAUAUUAUUUUCAGACUAUUUGGUGUACAAAUUGUUGUAAGCUCUCUUUAAGAUAACUUUUAUACCCAAGAAAAUUCUUAAAUUGUAGCAAUUAAAAAUUUAUUUACAACUUUGCCUCAAAAGGAUAUAUUUGACUUGCAAAUUGCAGUUUGCACUUAGAAUGGAGUUUCUUGUUGUUUUGUUUUUUUCUUUUUGCAUUUAGAAUGGAGUUUCUAAGAUUGGUCUUUCAUUUGUUACACAACAUUUACUGAGUAUUUACAUUUGCUGAAUUAUAUGGAGUAAUACAAUAAAUAAAGACCCAGCCCCAUCUUCAAAGAGCAUAAAUAGUAUCUAGCUGGCAAAGCAACAUGUGCACCUCCCAAGCCUCUAAAUCAAGAUUUAAGAUAAUAUAUGAGCAGGUACUCAAAUAGGGAGCUUAUCAGCCAGCAGACUUUUAUUAUAAGCCACAGAAAUCUGGAAGAAAUGGACACUCUUUUGAAAGGACUACCAUUAGAAUAAUUUAAUUCCCACUGAUUUUUUUUAACAAA